Messenger RNA from Zingiber officinale, 1711 nucleotides. RefSeq lists its product as uncharacterized. Bases 298 to 855 code for a protein of 185 amino acids. Lineage: Eukaryota; Viridiplantae; Streptophyta; Magnoliopsida; Zingiberales; Zingiberaceae. The record is from RefSeq and is a predicted model, not a curated record. The transcript is spliced from 4 exons.
UAUGGAUAACUGUAACAUAAAAUCGCCUUGAAGUGAUAGUAAAUUGACUUAAGCAAGUUCUCUUAUCGAGCUCCAAUAUUGGAUAAGCAAUCACUUCACUUUCACUUUGAGACUUGUUGAAAGAGCACGAGGUUCAAACGGAAGGCCUCCCUAGUGAUAAGCAUCAUUGUCAUCUCCACUUCACUCAGUAAUUCACUCACUUUGUUCUUCCUAUUUCAUAUAUAAAUUGAGCAUCAGUUUGAUAUCUUCAAAUUCUUCUUCCAACUCCGAGAGAAUUGAAAACAGUGAAGAGCAGAGAUGUUUUGUGGAUUACUAGCUGGAAAAUUCUCUAAUAAAUGUAAGCAGGCCGUGAGGAUCACAAAGGUGAGGAUCGAGCAGAUCAAGAAGAAGAAGAAGCAGGCGGUGGUGUGCAUCAACAAGAAGGACGUCGCAGGCCUCGUCGCUGGCUGCUGGCAAGCCAACGUCUUCAAAAGGAUGGACGCGCUCAUCCAUGAGAUGAACCUCGUAUCUUGCUUGCUACGAAAUGAUCGAAAAGUUCUGCAAUUGCAUCGUGGAUCAGAGAUUGCCCUGAAGAAGCCAUGGAAGCAGCAUCAGCCACUAAUUUUCGCCGCAGCAAAAUUUCACGGUUUGCCAGAAUUACGUGAUCUGAGGUCUCUAUUUGCAAAACGAGAAUGGAAAUGCAUGGAGUCAUCUGUGAAUUCUGAGGUAUUCAUCUCUUUCUUUGUUUCCAGUCUUUCACUCACACACUCACACACACACUCUCUCUCUCUCUCUCUUCUCUCUCUCUCUCUCUCUCUCUCUCUCUCUCUCUCUCAAUCAUACUUUCUGCCCCCACGGGCUGGAUCAGCUGGUUAAGUACCUACAGCUUGCCAAUAAAAUCGUGGGGUCAAAAGUCGUCAGUUGUAUUCGGGGAUAAAAUCCUGGUGUACUGCACCAAAAAUUCCUUCGACCCCCAGUCACCUAUCCUGCCCAGCAUUAAUCGUGAUUUACUUCCUUUGAAAUCUUGUGGGACCAGGGCCAGGGGACCGCUAGGGUAACGGUUCCACCUUUUGCCAAUACUUUCCUGGCAGCUUGAGCUGAUGAAAAAUAUUGCUGAUGAAUUUGAUCGACCAAAGGAAAUUGUAUUACCACAGCAUGAGGAGAUUAAUGACGUUGUUCAGAAACAUACCAGGGACUCCUUUGAUCCAGACAACAUUGAAGCUCACCGAAGUCGAAAAUUUGAUGAGAAAUGUGAGCUUCCACAGAGCAUGGCAGAGGAUCACCAUGAGCUGGAUUGUAGUGUAGUGGAGAAAGGUGUGUCGUUUCAGUGGAAAUUUUGAAUGCAAAACGAGUGAAUGGAAGGGCUACUCCAUACACCAAAGCAGAGGCAAUUGAUAGAACAAGAGGAAAGGUAGAAGACCAACUGAACAAGAAUACGAGUGGAAGAUAUGUGAAUCCACCUUACCUUGUUCACCCAAAAACCAGUGAUACUACAAACAAGGUUGGAGAUUCUCAAAUUGAGAAGCCAAUGCCCCGUACUGUUAGGAGAAAUAGUAAGGAGCCAAUCAUUUGUACCAAGGAUGAUGCCGUUAGCAUUAACAAGCCUGCAAAAGCUAAAGCAACUCCUCAUUAGCAUUAACAACCAGCAAAAGCUAAAGUAACUCCUCAAAGAGCUUUCUUGUUGCCAUCAGAAUCAGUUAGUACAGCUGAAGCUAAACAAACACAUGUUCGA